CAACCCCUAUCGCUAGUGGCCGAAGGGCCGUCGCUCUUCCUGCCGGGGAGUCGCCUACGCCUACUUCCUCCCGGGAGGAGGGGCUCGAGUUCCGCGUCGUCGCGCAGAGCUGACUCUGGGAGGCGUUUGGGCCCGGAGAAGUGGAUCGGCCGCUUGCGCCGCAUGGAGUCCGAAUCGGAAAGCGGGGCUGCCGCUGACACCCCCCCACUGGAGACCCUAAGCUUCCAUGGUGAUGAAGAGAUUAUCGAGGUGGUAGAACUGGAUCCCGGUCCACCGGACCCGGAUGAUCUGGCCCAGGAGAUGGAAGAUGUGGACUUUGAGGAAGAGGAAGAGGAGGAAGAGGGCAACGAGGAGGGCUGGGUUCUGGAACCCCAGGAAGGGGUGGUCGGCAGCAUGGAGGGCCCCGACGAUAGCGAGGUCACCUUUGCAUUGCACUCAGCAUCUGUGUUUUGUGUGAGCCUGGAUCCCAAGACCAACACCUUGGCAGUGACAGGCGGUGAAGACGACAAAGCCUUUGUGUGGAGGCUCAGCGAUGGGGAGCUGCUCUUUGAGUGUGCAGGAGGAUGGAUGGAGUGGCACCCUCGGGCACCUGUCUUACUGGCGGGCACGGCUGAUGGCAACACCUGGAUGUGGAAGGUCCCGAAUGGUGACUGCAAGACCUUCCAGGGCCCCAACUGCCCAGCCACCUGUGGCCGAGUCCUCCCAGACGGAAAGAGAGCUGUGGUAGGCUAUGAAGAUGGCACUAUCAGGAUUUGGGACCUGAAGCAGGGAAACCCCAUCCAUGUACUGAAAGGGACUGAGGGUCACCAGGGCCCUCUGACCUGCGUCGCCACCAAUCAGGAUGGCAGCCUGAUCCUGACUGGCUCUGUGGACUGCCAGGCCAAGCUGGUCAGUGCCACCACUGGCAAGGUGGUAGGUGUUUUCAGACCCGAGACCGUGGCCUCCCAGCCCAACCUGGGAGAAGGGGAGGAGAGUGAGUCCAACUCGGUGGAGUCCUUGGGCUUCUGCAGCGUGAUGCCUCUGGCAGCUGUUGGUUACCUGGAUGGGACCUUGGCCAUCUAUGACCUGUCUACGCAGACCCUUAGGCAUCAGUGUCAGCACCAGUCGGGCAUCGUGCAGCUGCUGUGGGAGGCAGGCACCGCCGUGGUUUACACCUGCAGCCUGGAUGGCAUCGUGCGCCUCUGGGACGCCCGGACUGGCCGCCUGCUCACUGACUACCGGGGCCAUACAGCCGAGAUCCUGGACUUCGCCCUCAGCAAAGAUGCCUCCCUGGUGGUGACCACGUCAGGAGACCAUAAAGCGAAAGUAUUUUGUGUCCAGAGACCUGACCGUUAAUGGCUGCUGCCUUUGCCUUUGUGUCUGGUGUCGAGGGGGACGAAGGGAGCCCCCCCACCAGCAGAGGCGGUAGGGUACAGAGGGAAGAGGAGGGGAGGGGGCCUCGGACUACUUUCCAACCCCUUCAGCUGACUUGCCCCCUCUCUGUCCUUUUCUUCUUUUUAAAGACCCAGCCCUGGGCCCCCACCCCUUCCCCUCGCCCAGGCCCGGCGGCCCUUCCGGGCCCUUCCGAGGCUGAGGCUGUUCAGGCCUCUGUCUCUUUCACUUUCACUUGCUGGUGUGAGCCAUGGGGGUGUGUAUUUGUAUGUGGGGAGUAGGUAUUUGAGGUUCCCGUUCUUUCCCUUCCCAGGUCUCUGGGAGUGGAAAGGAGGAAGAGAUACUAGUUACAGAUUUUAAAAAUGUAAAUAAAAUAUACUUCCCAGA
This is a messenger RNA of Propithecus coquereli (Coquerel's sifaka), 1758 nucleotides long. RefSeq names its product angio-associated, migratory cell protein (gene AAMP). Lineage: Eukaryota; Metazoa; Chordata; Mammalia; Primates; Indriidae. Gene Ontology annotation, cellular component: cytosol. Gene Ontology annotation, molecular function: protein binding. The transcript is spliced from 11 exons. The record is from RefSeq and is a predicted model, not a curated record. Bases 163 to 1335 code for a protein of 390 amino acids.